GGCAAGGGUAACGAGGUCAUCGAGUUAUCCGAUACCGACAGUGACACCGAGUUCUUCACCGCAAAGAAGCGGACCUACGCCAAGCCGCUGCCCACCACCCGUGGGGCCGUCACCGAGCCCAUUGUCAUUUCAGACUCGGACUCUGACGGCGGGUCCCAAAAGAAGCGCCGGAAGAAGGCUUUGCCCAAGACGACGACCCACCUUCCCGAGUGGGCUCGCAGUGAUCGCAGCCGCAAGAAGUGUGAGAGCUCCGAGGACAACAGCGCAAGCGCAAGGGGAGGGAGCAACGACCCUCUGAGCGUGUUGACGGACGACGACGAGCCUUCGACGUCGAAGAAGUCCGCCAGCCCAGGCAAGGGCAAGGGCAAGGGCAAAGAGAAGGCACCAGCGCGCAAGACGGUCGAGCUCACCCCACCGCCCCAACUCAGCGCCGACGUCCAGGCUCGUCUGAAAGAGCGUCUCUUUGCGCACUGGAAAGAAACCGAAGAAGAGGACGACGAGGACGAGGACGUGCCGUCCAGCCCGCCGCCGGCCGCUAAUGGCUCCUCGGUCCCUACCGUCCCCACUGUCAUGAUCACAAUCUCGAUGGUUGCCGACCCGGACAGGAAGGCGACCGCGAGCGCAAAGGCCAUUGUUCACUAUGAGCGUCCGCAAAUCUACCACGUUCUCCGAAACAGCCCGUUGUCUGACGUGGUGGAAGUUUUGGCUGAGAGGAUUCAGAAGAGGCCACAGGACCUGUUGCUCGUCUACGAGGACAAGCGCCUGUAUGCCAUGACCCAGACUCCUGGGCAGCUCGGGAUCAUGUACUCGGCGACUAUGGUGGCAUACGAAAAGGUGGUCUGGGAAAAGGUGCAGGAGCUGCAACGAAAGGCCGAGCGCGAACGCCUGUUUGGCGACGACGACGACUUUGGCGCGUCCCCCACCGGGUCUCCUUCCAAGUCCAAGGCCGGGUCUCCCGCACCCGACACGGCGGCCGCGUCUGUCCCCGAACCGGUCGAGGACGAAAACAAGGUCAAGAUGAAGUUGCGAGGCGCCGCCGGCGAGCUCAACACGCGUGCAACCAAGGAAACCAAGGUUUCGACCCUUAUCAAGUACUAUUGCACCAAGUUUAACAUUGCUGCCGACCGCGCUGCGGGCAUGUACCUCGACCUCGACGGGGAGCAGUUUACGGGCGACUCGACGGUCAACGACCUGGAUCUCGAGGACGGCGACAUGGUGGACGUGAAGGGUUAG
Molecule: messenger RNA, 1233 nt
Organism: Apiotrichum porosum
Lineage: Eukaryota; Fungi; Basidiomycota; Tremellomycetes; Trichosporonales; Trichosporonaceae
Exons: 6
Source: RefSeq, a predicted model, not a curated record